AUGCUGAAUAUACUCACCCGAAAACAGCAUUCAGAUUUACGAUACACAAUUAUGUCCCGGGGGCUUAGAAUAGCACUCAAGGAAUUAUUUGAUGCAAUUAAAGUUCUUCUUUGGAUUCCUUCAUAUUAUACAAAUCAUCCAGCUUCAACCCACGCAUGGAACACAUAUGAUCAAACCGAAUUACAUGAUGAUAAUUUUCAUCAGGAGAUGCAAGAAGAAUACAAUGAAGAAAAAAAUAAUACAGAUGCACAGAGCACUGAGUUUACAGAAGAGAGCGAAAAUUAUGACAACACACAGUCCAGCCACUUACAGAAUAUAGAGCAUGAGUCAUAUGAAAAUCCUUUCCCAGUUAUUCAAACAACAAACUCAAAAAAUAUACUCAAAAGAGCUCUUAAAUUCAUACUUAAAUUGCUGCAACUAACCACAUACCUGUACAUCGUACUAUUCUUUCUUAAGUGUAUUUACAUUGCAUUUAAGUUCCCAUUCGUAUAUUGCGCCACAUUUGGAAUGUAUAUGGAUGAUGACGGCAUCUUAUUAUCAAUUUUCAUGAACGAAUCAAUUAUUUCUGGGUUUUUGAGAUUCAUAUACUUUACUAUGCUCCCACUUGUGAUCAUCUAUAGGACAAUGAAAAGAGAAUAUCCUUCGUUUAAAAAAUAUACUGUUUGCAUUAUCAUAGCCAUACUGAGCAUUAUUAUUAGCAACACUAUAUCAUACCUUGUAUACAGAAAGGUUAUUAAUAGUGUAUACAUGUUUAUACAGUCAAAAAACAAUAUUCUCUUUGAUUUGGCACUUUCAGCCAUAGUAACUCUAGUUUAUGUGUCUACUGCAUUUUCAGAGCUUUACAGCGCAUGGGUUGCUAGCAAAAUAGAUCAUGUAUGGGAUGCUGUGGAGUUCGGGCAGAAGAUAUAUCUAAUAUAUAUUACUGCAAGUUUUUUAUACGUUGCAGUUAGUAUUGUAAUUGUACUUUCCACACUAUUCAAGCACAGCAUUGUUGAUGUGAUAGCACAUAUACUUAUGACAAUAACUACUUUGUUUAGGAUAUAA
Messenger RNA from Nematocida ausubeli, 1044 nucleotides. RefSeq lists its product as uncharacterized. Bases 1 to 1044 code for a protein of 347 amino acids. The transcript has a single exon. The record is from RefSeq and is a predicted model, not a curated record. Lineage: Eukaryota; Fungi; Microsporidia.